AAAUAAAAUCCGUUCUCUCGUCUUAUAUCGGAUUCUUAUGUAUCGAUGUAUAAUGAUAUACCACCUUAUAAUAUAAUCCUUCUGAAGAAGUAUUAGCAACGACAGAGCAUGCCAGUAACGGCUUUUUUGCACUCACUAACUUUGCCUCAUCUUGCCUGAGCAACUUUCAAAUGGAGGUCAAAACUACAAUAAGACGGCAUGUGAUUUAUAUAAAUCUUUGUAGGUUGAAAUUUAGUCCUAUUCUAUUUUUAAAAUCGUCAUGGUUAAAAACUAGCAGACAAUAGCAUUUGUUGAUAAAUUAUACAAGGAAAAAAGUUGGCCCUGCGAAUUAUAUUAAGCUAGCACAUUUGAAAAAUUUCCCUAUUAUUCUUCAAAUUGUUGAGAUGAAAAUUCACUGUGCAGGCUACCAUAUCUUCUUACUAGGAUUAUGUUUAUUAGGAAUUGUACAGGCAGUAUCAACUACUUCCAAUGACAAAAAUGUUAAGCAAGCUGAUCUUACUUUAGAAGACUAUUCAACCUUCCUUCAACGAUACUAUCAGGAACUACUCCAACGGGCCUGGCAGUAUCUCAAUGCAGUUCGCCAAAUUCCCUUUUAACCCAUGGUCCGUCCUAGCUCUACUCAAAACACUCCCACUACCUACAAGGUUUUGUCAAUAAUUCAUUGCUUCUCGCACCCCUUUUUUUCUUCUUGUCAAUUGUUUAGCUACUUUUGGAACCAUUCUGAAGUAGCCGUUUACUAUUUUUUUUUCCCUAUUGGUUAUAGCAAAUAAAGACAUUUCACAUUUAUCCUGUAUGAAGUUUUGCUCUUUGAUUCGAAACACGCCCAAUGGUAGAGAAGAAUUGGCAUAUUCAAAGACAGUUCAUUGUUCAGUAGGACGAUUUUUGAUUGGUCUGA
This is a messenger RNA of Mycotypha africana, 895 nucleotides long. RefSeq lists its product as uncharacterized. The transcript is spliced from 2 exons. The coding region runs from base 384 to 596 and encodes 70 amino acids. NCBI's taxonomy places the organism in Eukaryota, Fungi, Mucoromycota, Mucoromycetes, Mucorales, Mycotyphaceae. The record is from RefSeq and is a predicted model, not a curated record.